UCUGUUGUGGCCGUGGAAGGAAGUGUCGGCGACGAAUUGCGAUUAUUCGAUUUUCGGUUUCUGUCAAGAUUUUUGCAUUUUCCAUUUGUCUUGUGGUUUGAACUGUGAGUUUGGGCGCAGUGGCGUCUUGUGCGGGAGUCGGCGACGCGAAUUCCAUUCAAACGGCGAGCAAACCUGCGAGUUUUCCCAGCCACCUCCCGACGUCAGUGACAUUUUGCGUAGAGACGCUGUGCACGGUGGGUUUUGUUGUCAGGUGUCUGCCCUUCGAUAUUUGGCAAUUGGACGAGUGAUUCCGCUGCAGCUGGCGUUGUCGCGAGUGAUAAUUCCCAGAACUGGUCGGACAGUGCCGGCCCGCGGCCACCCGGACGGGAUUCGUCGAAAAACCACUUUGCAUUCUGGUGCAAUAUUUUGCAACCUGCUUCCCCGGAAAAAUCGAAAUUUUAUCGAGCGGGCUGCGGAGGGGAAAUGGUGUGUCGGCUGAGGGGAAAGUGAAUUGUAGCGUGAACGUAGCGCAAAGAGCGCUGAACGCAACGGACAGCGGGCGGUGCAGCAGAGAAGUGACGUUUGGUGGAGGUGUGUGAGUGCGUGCGUGUGGAGUGUCGGUGCAUUGUGCGGAAGAGAGAUAAAAGUGCAGUGGCAACUGCCCAACUGGGCAAGGUAAAAAGUGCGAGCGGAAUUCUGCAAUAAUUGCAAGUUUCGGUUACUGUUCGCGGAGGAGCUGGACUGCGAGUUUGAUUUGGACUCCCGCGAAACCUUACGAAUUGGGAGGAGACCGUUGCGCUGGUAAUGGGAUUAAAUCUCCACUGAAAUAGAUUUUGGGCACCUUUCUAAUGGACAAGGAUCUCAAAUAUAUUAAGGACAGAUCUCAUUUACAAGCCAAUUUCAUACGUACAAAUUUAAAUUCUUCCAAUCAAAGUGUGCAGCAAUCGUAAGCUUCAAUGGAAUUGCCGACUGAAGACGCAUUUUUCAAAGUAGCGAGAAGACAUAACACUUUAGCCUAGUGAUUACUCAUGCUUUGUGUGAUUUACUCUAUCCCCCAUUUAUGGCCAUCAUUAUUUUGCCAGAUACGAUCGCCAAUCGUGCAUAUGCAAAUGGGGAAGCCAUAGGAGAUUGUAAUCGAUGAUCAAUCGAUGGAAUAAGUAAACAGAAAAAGUAAAUUAAUUGAUUUAUAAAAUGUACAGCUAAGAGAAGCAAACAAAGGCUGAACUUUAUUGAAAAGGAAAACAAUUGAAAUGGAAACGCAGAAACACGAUCGCCUGCCUCCAGAACAACAACAGUCUGAUCGCACAGACUACUUGGCCAGUGACAGUGGCAUUGAGAAUCUGUCGAGUAUAUCAAACCUUUCAGGAGGGACAAACAGUUGUGCCAGUCCCAGAACAUUUAUCCAUGACAGAAGUCGUGAUCACGAUUACAACGGCGACAGCGCCCGGGAUCAUAGACUAUCUACCCGGGUUUCCACAGAUUCCAGUUCAACUUUUGAAUUAGUCGAUUUCAGUAACUCACCAGAAGACGGAAAUGAUAGUGGUGACAACGAAAAUCAAGAAGUGAACAAUCUGCAUCAACUGCAAGCAAGCCAAAAUAAUACGCAACCACCAAAUGAAUUGAAUUUAUUGUUAAGGCAUACUGAGGUUCAUCGGCUAAACCAGCAGACAGUUUCGAAGCCAUGUGAAAUUGAUUUACACGAAGAGCGUGAUACAUUUUCACCUGUAAACAGUGCUGGAUAUCUAAGUGAUCAGCAGCAAGAUGAUGCGAUAGACGUGCCAGUUCCAACAGUAUCAGCAGCACCCUGUCAUAGUCGUAGUAUCGAUUUCACUACCACGCUAGAAAAUGAUACUAACUCGGCUGGAUCCUUGGACCUAGAAGAUAAUAAAAUAUACGAGAAGAAACGCCUGAAGACCGGGGCGACAACUUCAACAAAAGAAGAAAAACAACGACAAAACGAAGAGAUAGUAAUCAUGGAGACGUCUUCCAUAUCGUCUGAGACAGGCUCGUGGGAAUCGGUGUUUCCUCAACAGAAAGGAACUAACUUGGAAGUGAAGGAAUGUUGUCAGAACUUCUUGCAAAAUGAACGAAACUGUUGUACACAAAGUUCAGGAGUUCCAUUGCCUGAUGGAUUGGAUCCUUCAAAUUGUGGGACGAAUCCGUCAUCAUUGUCAUCGGUAACUGCUUGUUUCAUUGACGCCUCCACGUUAUUGGACGAACCCGAAGUAGCCUAUUCGAGUUUGGGAUCAACACUUGCUGACGUUCCAUGUUUGGAACCUAAACCUUGUCCGACUACAACUGAAAAGAUCUCCACACUUUCGAACAGAUCAGAAGAAGCAGAAAUGGAUAUACGACCAAAACAGAAAUCUCAAACGUUGCGUAACAAUAGCAAUUCCAGCAGUUCAGGUGACUCUCCAAAUAAAUAUAGUUCGGCUGAUGAGAACACGAACAAUCUUUCGGAUGAGGAGAAACUCUGGAAACGUAAAAAUUCCAAAAAGGAAUCACCGAAAGUUGAUGUGAAAGAUCAAUUUGUCAGAGAUAAUGCAGAGGUUCAUCCGAUAUUUGGGUCAGUAGAUAAGCCAAAAAGUAGCUCAGUAUCUAGACAAACCACUUUGGAUUCAGAUGAUCGAGAAUGCAGACAGAGGAGAGAACAGGAGCGCAUACAGGGCACGCUUAUUUUUCAAAAUUCAAUUCAACAAUUUUCUGGCCAUUUAAUUAGUCCUAAGAUGCAUUUUCCAGAUGAAAAUAUUUCUGAUUACGGACCGAAUUCAACUACGGGUUGGUCAGAAACAACAAGCAGUAAUUUUGGAGAUGCAAGCGAUUGUGGGGAGUCUUCAAGUAAUUAUAACUCCCAUAUCCAAUCUGAGUCGGAAGCUUCAAUGUCUUGUAUACUUCCUGAUACUCCGCAUAAUUCGAUAAUGCAAGUUGAUGGCUUAAAUCGGCUACGAGAUCUCGCUGGCAAUUUACAUUCCGUACACGCGGAGGAUUCUUCGGCACCCAUAAAAAUUCCGAAAAGAUCAACAAGAUGUGAUGAUUCGGCGCCAAUAGUAUCUGGAGGCGCAUCCAUAAAGGAUUUUACUCCAAAGCAAUGUGAAAGUCCACCGGUUCGACGAAAGACUGACAGCUGUCCAAUCGUAUCAGGUGGACUUAUAUCGUUCGAUUGCAAUUUGGCCGGCUUUGAAGACAAAACCUCGUCAAAAGAUAAACCGAAAAAUUCUUCACAGCCGUUCAAAUCAUGGGUAGUGGAUAUGAGCGAUUGCCAGAGUCGUCGACGAAGAAGCACGAGUUCCUCUUCAAGCACAGAAAAUACAGCACGAACCGCUGACAAUUCCACAUCAGAACAAAGAAAUUCGGGACUAGGAUUUUAUGUUUCUCUGAAUGACAUGCAGGAACCGAAAUCAGGGCGUGAAGAAGAUAGUCAGAGGCGUCAUUCUAGUGGAAGACUAAGCCGGUCCUAUCACGACCAAGUAAAAAAGCCAACUGGAUUCUACAUAGAUUUCUCAGAAAGUGAGAAUUCAAGAACUGCGACUCCACCGCCAAGUGCUGAUGUUCAUACUCCUCCCACAAAUGGAUCAGGAAAUGGUAACGAUAGUAAAAAGAAUAUUUUCUCUAUGUUCAUUGAUUUUGGUGAGAAAAGAAACGUAAGGAAGCGGGAACCUUUGUCGUUGGCCUCGAGGCUAUCAACGUCUCUAACGCAAAAACGAGAAAGUGACUCGAUGAAGAGUAGUUGUAGUUCAAUUGAAACUGUUAUGACCCAAAGCACGAGUAGCCACUGUGGCCAGGAGAAGUUUGAUUCAACAGGUGAAGCUGCCAAAACUUCUUCAGAUGAAAGUAAGAAACCGUCAUACAUUUUCAUGGAAAACGAUUCUCCAAUAAUGCGUCGAACGCCACUACGGUCAGUAGCUAAGGAUGAAUCGAAACGACACUCCUGGAACAAUCCAGAACCGAAAAACGCACAUUUGUCCAAUCGCGAGCACAAACGUUCUAUUAGUCUAGUAGCUGAUAACAGUAUGAUGAACAUUAUCGAUAAGCUACCGAUCAUUUCGAAAACGUCCUCAAUGUCCAUUGAUUCUUCUCUAUCGCCGUUCGAUGACUUUACAUGUUCUAAAUCAGAGUUAAGCACAUAUUCGAAUAACUCAAACUCCGCCACAUCGGUUUCGAUACAUUCAAGUGGAAAUGACGACGAAGAUCCCACAAAAAAACAAAAGAAGCGACGAAGAGACGUCCACAUAAACGAGACUUUUGAUAAGAGUAGCCAGGGUUCGCUAACUGAUGGUGUAUUUUCCAAAGAAUCCUCACCUGUUUCAACAACCGACACCGAAGACUUAACCUUCCAGCAAGAGGAGAACAUGUGUAUAGCUGCAGAAGAGGCGGCCAGUUCGACUUCGGUUUCAAGUAAAGAAGGCUUCGGGCGCCCUGGAAUCAUGGAAACAAUUAUUGAAACUAAAGAAACUUCUUCACCAAAGAAACAACCAACGAAAAAUGUGGCUCCGGUCGAGCCCAAGUCUCACACAAUGGAAACACUCCACGCUACAAUUGAAAAGCAGAAACAAUUAUUGGAGACUGUAACAGAACACGUGGAGGCAGGAUCUGCCUUUGUUAAGCUCUCGGAUAUGGACAAGCCUAUUAGCAAGUUUGAAUUACAUUCUCCAGAGAACGCUAUGUCGAAGUCUGUGGGCUCGCGGCAUAUAAGUCGGCUUUUCCAGGAGCCUAGCCGAUCCCGACCGCACUCCUGGAAUAUGACUCGAUCGAUUGGCAAUAACAUAGCUAACAUAACAUCUUCCGUAGAGAAUUUGAAAAGUCUGAGUCGUCUAUUUCCUCAUCUUUCACGUGAGCUGAGUAGCAGCCUUCCCGGAGAUGUUUCAUUUGAUAUGUUCAGCAGGAGUCCACAUGAUAACGGGGAGUAUGGACAAUCAGAUUUUUCAGGCGCGUCAAGUUUAGCGUCCAGUAUUAGUCGAUCGGGAAUGGACGAAUCAUCGAUAUCUUGUCGCCAGCCACGAAGACUUGGUGAAGAUCUCCUGAAAAUGUUUCUACAGGAAAUCGGAACUGAUGUUGUGGUCGAGGUGAACGGUCGUCGAAUUAAGGCCCAUAAAUGUAUCCUCAGAUCUCGAUGCCAAUAUUUCGCAGCAAUGCUUUCGGGUGGUUGGGUGCAGAGUGCAGGAAAUAUGAUAUCGCUUCCGGGAUAUUCAUACAGUUCUGUGCACUUCGCUCUUUGCCACAUAUAUUCGGGAGCUUCACAUCCACCAGACGGAAUAAGUCUGAUGGAGUUGGCUGCAUUGGCUGAUCUUUUGGGACUAGAAGGCCUGAAAGAAGUGACGGCGCAUAGUUUGAAAUUGAACUAUUGUCAUAAUUUCCAUAAACCAUGUUCAGGAUGCAUUGAUGGAAUACUUCAAGUUUUGCCGGUUGCAUUGAAUCACGCUUUAGAUGAUCUGUACCGUAAAUGCCUGAAGUGGACGUGCCGGUAUUACAUGAAAGUGUGGCCAACAAGAUCGUUUGCACAACUUCCGUCGGAUAUAUUUGCACGUUGCCGGCAAAUGCUUGUGGCGCAUCUGACAACGGAAACAGUGCUGGAAACGAUUUUAGACUGCGAUCAUUUGAUAUCUCAACUAGCACCAUGUCGAUGGGCAGCAGCUAUUGAAAAUUUAGUCCGUGAUAUCUUGGAUGCAGCCUAUGGCUAUUUAAGUGAUCAUUUUGCCAGUUUAAUUGCAAGCGAUAGUUUCCUGUCUUUGGGUCAUGAUAAAAGCCACAAUAUAUCGCGGUUGGAAACAAUUCUACUGAGAACGGCUUCGUCUCUGCUUCCUGAUCAGUCGUGUCGAAGCUACCAACGAAUAACAAGGUUGAAUGCUGUCUUGGCAGCGAAAGUGAUAAAGGUACCAGGCAUGAGUGAUCAUGGUAAUGACUUGGCUAACGGCCGCGUCACAGAAAGUCUACAUGAUCAUGAAGAAGAAAUGGAAUGGAACGAAGAGUUUAUUCGGCUUGUUAGCGCAAUACUUUCCGCUGUGGAGCAAUGUCUAACAAAGCAAUGUGCGCGAGCGAUGCGUGUCGCCGCAUGGCAACGUAUGGAUUUGGAGUUACGCAAAAAGAUUCAGAAGUUAGCAUGUCUUACUGAACCGUUGGAUUUGCGAAGGAAUAAGAAUAUACCGAAACAGAUUAAUUUUAAUACAAGUGGCAAUCGUAGUCAAGACCUGUAUCAGGUCAAAUUGGCUAUACAAGCGCACUCGAAACGAGCAUUAGCUCAGGACACGCAACUUUACCGGGCCACAGCACAUACACAAACAAACAAUGUCGAUAGUCAAAAUAAACAUAUACAAACGAACGAGAAAGGGGUGCAGGCGAAUAAUGAGGUUAAAGAAAUGAUGGGAAAAGUUUUCAAAUCGUCUUCGAAAUCUAAUAUACUGCACCAACCACAAAAUUCUAUUAAACCUAAACCGGAUAAAGUUAAAAUUCUUGGACACCGUCGCACCCACUCCGAAGACUCCUCUACAUCUACCAAACACUCCUCUGAUUUCACCGCCCAAAAGCCAAUUACAACGGUGAGUGCUUCUCGCCUUGCCGACAUUCGACCUCGCUACUUAGAGCCUAGAAAACUUCGAACUGGUCCACUUAAGAGUCAAACAAGCUCCAACAUUCCAUCACUCAAAGGUAAACACAUCUCGUCCAGUGAUAGUUCACGAACAUCAAGUCCUGCAACAGGACGCAAUGCCAAAAAUGCUGCCCGAAAAAUCGGUACCAAAUCAACUAACAUGUCCCUCGAUAGUCUAGCGUCGCCAUCGAAGAAAGCAUCAAUCACUGGUAAAUUGAAGGGUCGCUGCGAUAUGGAUAUAUCCAUUGAUUCACUUGGAGAUUCAAUGAAGAGCUCAAUGAAGACGGAUAAAACGAUUUCACAGGAAUCUUUGAUAAGGUGCGAUAACAUGAAAGACAAUAAGAUAUCUCGCUCGCAUCCUGUUAUUAACAAAGAAAAUCUUCAAUCUGUUAAAUCGAUGCCGAAUAAAUUUGCUCGUAACAAACCGCUUUCAUGUCAAACGACAUCAGGUUCGAGUCCGUCGUCCGUGACCAAUAAAUCAGGACGACUAUCGAGCAAUACAAGUUCCAUGAACUCGCCCCGUGAUGCAUUUAAGAAUCGCUCGAUAUCUGUACCGGCAGGCUCUACAAAUAAUAACGUCCGAAAAAGUUUCUUGACCCCGAAAUCACGUGAAAUCUUAGCACGCAAAUCAGCAGCCGCAAAACUUAACGAGUCGACUAGUUCUACUGAAAAAGCUCCUCAUACGAACGCUGUCUACAAAUCCAGUUCAAGUUCGAAUAUUCCUACUCGACGGGGAGUACAACCGAAUAAUUUACAUCAGAGAAGAAGCCUAGGAGCCCGGCCUAUUUCAAACAGUUUGAGCAAUCCAACACAAAGUAGUCAGCUGAAAUGUGUCCAACGGAAUAAUUCAACAUCGAAAGCAGAUCGACGGACAAUGAACGAGAAGAAUGAUAGGAUGGGGAGCAAGAAAAUUGUUUAUGACAAUAAUCGGAAGGAAAAGGAGCUGUUUGGAAGAUGUGGGGAGCGAGGAGGAGGUGAAGAGAAAAUUGAAUUGGUCAUUGAGGGUCCGCACGGUGCGAAGGAGAUGCGAAUUGAAUCGAAAUUGGAACGAUCGAGUACUUUCUGUAAGGAAGUAUCCGAUCUUCCUGUAAGUGAGCUACAAAUUAUAGAAUAGAAGAAUUAGGAAUUGAUGAAAUUUUGAAAUUGAAAUCUAGUCAUAGGCAAGUAUUUGUUUCUAAUAUUAGCCAUGUAAAAAUCGAUUGUUAAUUUGGCAAUAGCUACAAAUUUAUGUAUUUUUAAGCAGCCUUAAAUUGUGUUAGGUGUAUGUUGAUAAAGGAAAGUCAUUUAAUUAUCGCUUCGAUAAAAAUUUCUAUAAAUUACACAGAAUUUCCAAAAAUAACAAGAAAUAAUUCUUCUAGAAAAUAGACUGUUAACAGUACGAGGAUUGAACAAGAUAGAAUAUACGCGCACUUACCCCAUGAAUUGUGAAUUGAAAAUGAAUUUUAAAUGCAAGAGAAUAUGAAAAAAAUAAAUAUAAGGUGAAAUAAUUGUAUGACUUCGUCCAUACUAACCACUUUUACUCUGAUAAAGCAAAUUUGUAAAGCAAAGAAAGUAAGCUGUUUGGUUUUUCAGGGGACAAGUUGAGACCGCCUGUCUUGAAGAUUUGUGAAUAACUUAAUUGAAGAUUUGAAAUUCGAAGGAGUGGAAUCAUCUUCUGAUUCACCUCUGUUUGUCUGUUUGUUUGUUAGCACCUUUGUUACAUUCGUGGUGAGAGGCCGGUUUUAAUUUGAAAAAUGUUUACUCGUUUAAGUGUUAUUGUAAACAUUGAAGACUCUUGCGAAUUUCUCAACUUCGAUAAAACGUAAUCAAAUAUAAUAUUCACUAAAAUGUACAGCAAGCAAUGUUUGUGGAAAAUUAAUAAAUUUCUGGCGAGUAUUAUAUUGAUA
Molecule: messenger RNA, 8451 nt
Organism: Hermetia illucens (black soldier fly)
Lineage: Eukaryota; Metazoa; Arthropoda; Insecta; Diptera; Stratiomyidae
Exons: 7
Coding region: 1233-7679 (2148 amino acids)
Molecular function (GO): protein binding
Source: RefSeq, a predicted model, not a curated record